AAAUGCAGAUUUUAGAUGUAUCAUCUUCCAAAGAUAAAGAAGCAGCAGCAAGAUGUGGUUCGGUUUCUGGAAGCCAACAAGGUGGAGUUUGAGGAAGUGGACAUCACGAUGUCCGAGGAGCAGAGGCAGUGGAUGUACAAGAACAUCCCCCCGGAGAAGAGGCCGGCGCAGGGCAACCCUCUGCCCCCGCAGAUCUUCAAUGGUGACCGGUACUGUGGAGAUUAUGACAGUUUUUUUGAAUCAAAGGAGAGCAACACGGUCUUCUCAUUCUUAGGCCUGAAAUCGCAGCUGGCCUCAAAGGUGGAACCUUAGGGAAGACAAGUGGAAGAUGAUGGAGGUGCAUGCUGAAGCUUCCCUGGUACUCAGCACACACCUGCAUACGUGGUGUGUCACUGGGACAGAAACCACGUGCAUCACUGGUAGCUUUGCUUGCCACAAAAAGGUUUUUUUGGAAGACAUGGGUAUAGUAGGACUGCAUGAUUGCUUUAAACCAAAUCAGGACUGUGGUGGGUUUUUUCUUAUUUUCGUAAUUGCCUGAGUCAUCUCACUCACCUGGAGGUACUGUGGCCUGUUUCUUCUCUAGUGACUGGAAGACAAGUGGGUGGCACCAUCAGAGAAAACGCUGGGUCUUUCCUGGGCUGUAGCUAAUGCUCGUGUUGCUCAGACUUGCUUCUCUAAGCGUCUGGUUUGUACCCUUGAAAUCAGUUGCUAGGCUAUUAGAAUCUUUCGAUCAGAAGGAAAAAAAGCAAUGCUCAUUGACAAAGGGCAGAAGAUUUUUGCUGCAGAUUCACAAAUGUCACUCUUGCAGUGCUUUAUGUGGGCACCUGAGAAACAGUUUGGUGUCUUAGCCCCCUUUUGGUAGUGGGGACUCCUAACCCCAUGGCCUUCUAGCUCCUACAGGUGUUUCCCAAAGUCUCUGUUGCAACACUGUAUUAUCAGAACCACGUACAGGGCUGAAAACAAUCACUAUUUUGGAAAACAUGCUUCUUUAGCUCCUGCAAGGGGAAAGUUUCACCUAAAUGUGUAAGAUUGCUUAAAAGAUGUACUUUAAGAGGUACACUCAUUAGAUAGCAAAUUUAUAGUAAAAUUAUCUGACUCAUAUCUGAAGGUAUGGUCAGCUCGAGUCACUUGUAUUUUUAAAUGAGGCUCCCCUAAUAGCUGCUUAUUCUAUUUUGUGAAGGGACUAUAUUUUCUUGAGAAAGGAAGGUCUUGGCUAGAUAUAUUUUGUGAACCCUUGAAGGUCAUAUUAAAAUAUGCUAAUAAUGCUGUACAGUUCAA
Manis javanica (Malayan pangolin) is the source of this 1278-nucleotide messenger RNA. NCBI's taxonomy places the organism in Eukaryota, Metazoa, Chordata, Mammalia, Pholidota, Manidae. The record is from RefSeq and is a predicted model, not a curated record.